UUCAAAAAAACACAUUUUUUCCUAAAAAAUUUCCUUAAUUUCCCAAGUACCAAACCUUCAAGAAACAACAUGAAAUUCAUCAACAAAAACAACAACAACAAUAUUAACCUGAAAAUUUUCUACAUAAUCCUAAUAUGUUUUGCAGUAGAAAAAUGCAUUGCUCACACAUUCAAGGACACAUCACCAAACAUAGAAACAAAAUUCAGUUCUCAAGAUGCAUAUCCCCCAAAGGCAUCAAGCAUAUCUGCAGAAUCACCUUUUGAAUCACCUUCUGAAUCACCUUCUGAAUCACCUUUUGAAUCACCAAAAAGACAAACAGAACCAGAAUCAGAACAUGAUACAUUUGGUCACUCAUCUUCAUUUUCAGCUGCAUUCUCAGAUAUUCUAAAAGGUUCAUUACGUGGACACUCAUUAACAAUGCCUCCUCCACACUCACAUUCAGAAGCAAAACAAAGCAGCCUAAGCAUUGAACAAAUAUGUGCACACACUGAUUACCCUGACGUUUGUCUCGCCACGAUUCAACCUCUUAUAACUCACAAUUUUGAAAUGAUUAACGUCCUCGAAGCCGCGAUUAAAGCUUGUUCUCUUCAAGUAAAGUUGACAAUAACAAAAGUGGAUAAACAUGCUGCUAAUAAUCCAGAGAUUGCUAAUGCAGUUGCUGAGUGUAGGGAUCAAUACAACAAUGCUUUGGAAAAUCUUCAGAGAGCAAUAGAUGCUAUUUCGUCGCGCGAUCUCGGUACAAUUACUGUUAUGCUUAGUGCUGUUAUGGCUGAUGUUUCAACAUGUGAAAGUGCUUUUGAGGAUCUAAAAGCUUCACCUUCUUCUACCAUGUCUAGUAAUGAUGGUUUAGUUAGUAUUACUGUUAGCAAUUCUCUUUCUAUUGCUAAUUUGAUUCCUUACUAAUUAUUAACUAAGAGGUGAAUUUGUGUAUAUUAAAUGCACCAAACUCAAAUUGGAUAUUGAGUUAUUUGGCUUGGAUUAUAUACUUCUAUAGUAUUAUGUAUAUAGGAAAAUAUUAACUAGUUUGUAAUGGGUACAAACUCUUCAUGAAGAGAUAUUUGUCCAAUGUAUAUUUAUGUAUUUA
Cicer arietinum (chickpea) is the source of this 1084-nucleotide messenger RNA. RefSeq lists its product as uncharacterized. Lineage: Eukaryota; Viridiplantae; Streptophyta; Magnoliopsida; Fabales; Fabaceae. The record is from RefSeq and is a predicted model, not a curated record. Gene Ontology annotation, molecular function: enzyme inhibitor activity.